This is a messenger RNA of Lepus europaeus (European hare), 1506 nucleotides long. Its product is annotated as signal peptide peptidase-like 2B. Gene Ontology annotation, biological process: membrane protein proteolysis. Gene Ontology annotation, molecular function: aspartic endopeptidase activity, intramembrane cleaving. Lineage: Eukaryota; Metazoa; Chordata; Mammalia; Lagomorpha; Leporidae. The record is from RefSeq and is a predicted model, not a curated record. Gene Ontology annotation, cellular component: cytoplasmic side of endoplasmic reticulum membrane; lumenal side of endoplasmic reticulum membrane; Golgi-associated vesicle membrane.
AUGGCGGCGGCGCUGGCGCUGGCGCGGCUCGCGGCGGCCUCGCUGCUCUUCGCGGCCCAGGUGGCCGGCGAGUACGGGAUGCUGCGUGUGGUGUCCCACGGAGACGCUCAGGGCAAGGACUACUGCGUCCUGUACAACCCGCAGUGGGCGCCCCUGCCGCACAGCCUUGGCAAGGCGUCUCUCCUGCAGCUGCACAACUGGACGGGCUCCCUGCUCUGCUCGGCGGCCGACCUCCCCGCCGGCGGCUUCCGCAGCCGGCUCCCGCUGGUGGCGCGCGGCAACUGCACCUUCUACGAGAAAGUGCGGCUGGCGCAGGGCGGCGGGGCGCGCGGGCUGCUCGUCGUCAGCAGGGAGAAACUGGUGCCCCCCGGGGGCAACAAGACCCAGUACGAGGAGAUUGGCAUCCCCGUGGCCCUGCUCAGCCAUGACGACGCGCUGGACAUCUUUGGGCGGUUCGGCAGUGCGGCGAGGGCGGCGCUGUACGCCCCCAAGGAGCCGGCUGACUACAACCUGGUCAUCAUCUUCAUCAUGGCCGUGGGCACCGUCGCCCUCGGGGGCUACUGGGCCGGGAGCCGGGACGUGAAGAGAAGGUACCUGAAGCAGAAGCGCGACGAGGGCGCCGAGAAGCGGGAGGACACGGCGGUGGACGUGACGCCGGUCAUGAUCUGCGUGUUCGUGUUCACCUGCUGCUCCAUGCUGGUGCUGCUCUACUACUUCUACGACCAGCUCGUCUACGUCAUCAUUGGGAUCUUCUGCCUGGCCUCGGCCACCGGCCUCUACAGCUGCCUGGCGCCCCUGGUCCGCAAGCUGCCGUUCUGCGCGUGCAGGGUCCCCUACCUGCACAAGCGCCCGCAGGCCCGCAUGCUGCUCCUGGCGCUGCUGUGCGUCGCCGUCAGCGUGGUGUGGGCCGUCUUCAGGAACGACGACCGGUGGGCCUGGGUGCUGCAGGGCCUGGGCAUUGCCUUCUGCCUGUACAUGCUGAGGACCAUCCGCCUCCCCACGUUCAAGUCCUGCACGUUGCUGCUGCUGGUGCUCUUCCUCUACGACGUCUUCUUUGUCUUCGUCACACCUUUCCUGACCAAGAGUGGGAACAGCAUCAUGGUGGAAGUGGCCACGGGGCCUGCGGACUCGGCCACGCACGAGAAGCUGCCCAUGGUCCUGAAGGUGCCCCGGCUCAACGCCUCGCCGCUGGCCCUGUGUGACCGGCCCUUCUCCCUGCUGGGCUUCGGGGACAUCCUGGUGCCAGGGCUGCUGGUCGCCUACUGCCACAGGUUUGACGUCCAGGCACAGGCAUCCAGAGUCUACUUCGUGGCCUGCACCAUCGCCUACGGCCUGGGCCUCCUGGUGACGUUCCUGGCGCUGGUGCUGAUGCAGCGCGGCCAGCCGGCACUCCUCUACCUGGUGCCCUGCACGCUGGGCACGAGCUGCGCCGUGGCGCUCUGGCGCCGGGAGAUGGGCGCCUUCUGGAGCGGCAGCGGCUUUGCGGUGAAUACCGGUUUGCUAUGA